This is a messenger RNA of Pogonomyrmex barbatus (red harvester ant), 1528 nucleotides long. Its product is annotated as integrator complex subunit 12. Gene Ontology annotation, biological process: snRNA 3'-end processing. Gene Ontology annotation, cellular component: integrator complex. Lineage: Eukaryota; Metazoa; Arthropoda; Insecta; Hymenoptera; Formicidae. The record is from RefSeq and is a predicted model, not a curated record.
UGGCGUGAACGGCAAGAAAAUGUCGAUAUUACGACCGGCAUAAUCGUCAGGUACCACGCGGCGUCAUUUGCAUCAGCUCGGAAUUCGCGCGAGUGAAUUAAACGACAAACGUGCCGCACAGUUUCGUCCGUACAACAAGGGUAAAUAUCGAUGAAUAUGCAAAGUGAAAACAAGAGAGCGUAGACCUCACCUCCUCUCGAACAGUACUCUUUACGCAAGAAAGCAAGAAGUAGGCAGGCUCCGUGCAGCAUUCGUCAAGUAAAUAGCGACAGCAUUAAUAUCGCCUUGAGAGAGAGAGAAAAACCCAGAGAUUCCAAAGAGAUGACACAGCUGGAGUUGGAUCCACAAUUCACGCAAGGACUGCGACUUCUGUAUUCUACCAACAAGGACUCUGCGGAACAGCUGCGAGCUCUGUUAGAUGAGGCAAUUAAACAAAAGUACGGGCCAUCCAAGAUGCUUUCCAACGUGUUGCACAAGAAGUACAUGAUGGAGGAACCGGUGCUGAGCGAUCACAGUAGUAGCAGCAGUAAAAAGAGCAAAAGUUCUAGCUCGUCCAAGCACUCGAGUAAGUCAAGCAAAAACAGCUCGCCAGUUAAUCUGCCAGCGCGCGACACUCCACCAGAUAUUCUACAAUCGGAUGAUACACUGGCGUUGGAAAUUCUAGAGGAUGAUCUUACAUGUGUUAUUUGCAAGGGGAUGGACGUUGGAGCGAGAAAUAGACUUGUGGAAUGUCAGGAGUGUCAUUCUUUGUAUCAUCAGGAAUGUCACGUUCCUCACAUCUUGGACUCGCAGAUAGAUAAUGUACCGAAACAAGUGUGGUACUGCUCUAACUGUUCAAAGUCUCAGAUCACGAAAGAAAGAAGUUCACCAAAGACUGUGAUAGAAAGCAAAUCUAAGGAGCAGAAAAAGCCUAGCUCAAGCAGUGGAGCUAAGGUAACACCAAAUAUUCAUAUUAUUAGCGCGGAUAAAAGACUGAAAGAUAUGAUGAAAAAAGCUAAGCAGGACAAACGAAAUACGGGUACUGCCAUUGGUUCAAAGAGCUCUUCGUCUAGCGCUCCUGCAUUAUCUUCAGCCAAAUCUUCUCAGGAAAAAUCAUUGUUAUAUAAGAUAAAGUCAGGGGUAGAAUAAACUACUUAAUUUGUAAAAAAAAAAAUAGCAAACAAAACCAUAAAAUUGUAUACAAAUAGUGUAUUUUAUAGAAAUAAUACGAGAGUUUUUUAUCAAUAAUGUAAUUAUUUUGUAAUUACUUUUGUUAAUCUGGGAGAAUGGGCGACAAUUUUAUUGUUACUUUUUACAAAUAUAUUUUUCGUAUGAUCAGAAAGAGUAAGAGAGAGAAAGAGAGAACAAGAAUCGCGUUCCUUUAUCAUAAAGACAGAAAUUCUGAAUAGACGAUACCACUAAUGUGUAUUUACAUAUAUUGAAGUUUAAUCUCGAAUUACAUUCAAUCGAUAUUAAUACAAUUGGGCCUUUGUGUAGUGUCUGAAUUUCUUACUGCCUAUAUAAAUACAAUUCCAUAUUAUACAAUUUA